Molecule: messenger RNA, 1797 nt
Organism: Cottoperca gobio
Lineage: Eukaryota; Metazoa; Chordata; Actinopteri; Perciformes; Bovichtidae
Product: solute carrier family 22 member 2-like
Exons: 12
Coding region: 35-1702 (555 amino acids)
Biological process (GO): transmembrane transport
Cellular component (GO): membrane
Molecular function (GO): transmembrane transporter activity
Source: RefSeq, a predicted model, not a curated record
UUGAUAUCUUCCAACAACUUGGAUCACAGAAGUGAUGACGACCUUUGACGACCUCCUGGAAGAGGCUGGGCCUUUCGGCCGCUGCCAGAGGCGUGUCUUCGCCCUGCUCUGUCUGUUGUCGUUACCUUUUGCAGGCGUGUACGUCGGCAUCGUCUUCCAGGGUUUCACCCCGGAUCACUGGUGCCGGGACCCCGCAGUGGUGGAGAGGAGGCAGGCGUGCAGCUGGAGCCUGGAGGACAGUCGCAGGCUGACGGUGCCUCUGGUCAACAGCUCAGGAGUGAUGCAGCAGAGCAGCUGUGAGCGGUAUGCGGUGGACUGGAACACAACAGGACUCAGCUGCGACACACAGGAACUGAACCUCAGUGGGGUCCCAGUCACCACAUGCAAGGAUGGCUGGGAGUAUCAGUAUGAAGGCAGGAAGUCCUUUGUCACAGAGUUUAACUUGGUGUGUUCAGAAGGAUGGUAUGUGGACAUGUACCAGUCCACUCUCAAUGUGGGCUUUCUUGCCGGCAGCUUUGCUUUUGGUUUCUUUGCUGACAGGUUUGGCAGGAAGAUCAGUUUCCUGUUGUCCAACGUCCUGAAUGCGAUCUCGGGGAUGGCGCUGGCCUUCGCUCCAAACUACGUCUCCAUCCUGGUGUUGAGGUCCAUUUUUGGCUUCGGAGUCAAAGGAGGCUGGAUGUCCACAUAUGUGCUGCUCACAGAGAUUGUUGGAGUGGAGUACAGACGGACGGUGGGGAUAUUGUUCCAGAUGUUCUUCAGCGUCGGCGUCCUCAUCCUCCCUCUGCUCGCCUACUUCAUAGCCGACUGGCGCUGGAUGCAGGUCGUCAUCACUGCACCAUACAUCCUCUUCCUGUCCUACUACUGGCUUAUCCCAGAGUCUCCGAGGUGGCUCAUCUCGCAGAACAAUUCUUCCAAAGCUCUGGAGAUCACUGAGGCCAUCGCAAAGGAGAAUAAGAGGAACCUCAAGAACGUUAAGACGCUGACGGAUGAGGAAGGCGACUCCACCUCUGCCUCUUUGGUGGACCUGUUCAGAACUCCAAAUAUGAGAAAGCACACUUUGAUCCUCAUGUUCAACUGGUUCACCAGCGCUGUGGUUUAUCAAGGCCUCAUCAUGCGCGUGGGGAUCGCAGGAGGAAACGUCUACAUCGACUUCUUCAUCGCUGGACUGGUGGAGUUCCCCGCCGCCUUCCUCAUCCUCUUCACCAUCGAACGCAUCGGCAGACGCAUUCCCUUCGCUUCCGCCAACAUCGUAGCUGGAGCCGCCUGCUUGAUCACGGCUUUCAUUCCUGACAGGAUGUCCUGGUUUAAGACCGUGGUGGCCUGCAUCGGGCGGCUGGGGAUCACUGUUGCCUUUGAGAUGGUGGUGUUUGUUAACACUGAGCUCUACCCGACAUACGUGAGGAACCUGGGAGUGUCCGUUUGUUCCACGCUGUGUGACGUUGGAGGCAUCGUCGCUCCCUUCCUGCUCUACAGACUGGCUGCCAUCUGGCUGGAGCUGCCACUCAUCAUCUUCGGAGUCGUCGCGUUCGUAGCUGGAGGUUUGGUGCUGUUGCUGCCGGAAACCAAAGGAGUUCCUCUCCCUGAGACCAUCGAGGAUAUUGAGUUUCCUAAUAGGAAACAGGAAGAUGCGGUGGAGAACCAACACAUGAAGAAACUUUUAAAAUCAGACCUGACAAACAACAAGGAAACAACAACUGUGUGACUGUGACUGUGUGUGUGUGUAUGCGUGCGUGUGUGUAGACUUAUUCACUGUGACAUAUUAUGUUAAAAACAAGGAAGGUUUUUUAAAACAUUUCU